This is a messenger RNA of Malassezia globosa CBS 7966, 3192 nucleotides long. RefSeq lists its product as uncharacterized. Gene Ontology annotation, cellular component: U2-type catalytic step 2 spliceosome; Prp19 complex; post-mRNA release spliceosomal complex. The coding region runs from base 1 to 3192 and encodes 1063 amino acids. Gene Ontology annotation, biological process: mRNA splicing, via spliceosome; generation of catalytic spliceosome for first transesterification step. The transcript has a single exon. The record is from RefSeq and is a predicted model, not a curated record. Gene Ontology annotation, molecular function: protein binding. Lineage: Eukaryota; Fungi; Basidiomycota; Malasseziomycetes; Malasseziales; Malasseziaceae.
AUGUUGGUGGAGCAAUGGUCAUUUCGGCCGAAACGUACUGAGCGCGAGCGAAGUGGUGUCGUUUCUGCACGCACCAGCGUAGGAUUUGUGACAGGAUUGCCGUCGUCGAAGACAACGACGCGAACUCCGACCACGACGUUGAUGGCACCUAGGGCGGUGGAUGAUAGAAGUGGGGCCGCGGAGCUUGAGCGUGUUUCAAGUCUUUUUCCGCUCACAUACCCAGUGCCCUCGCCCAUCACUCAUAAAGGCCUCGUACCUACUGAUGACAUUGUUCUCGAGCAAGAACUAUUGCGGAAUCCUGAUAACAUACGUACAUGGAUGAGUUACAUUUCGCAUGUCGAAGAGACGAACUUCCGCAAACGACCUAUGCCUGAUCAAGGUCUCUCUUCUGCGAGUGUUCGAAUGUUAGGCUUUCUAUCUGACGAAACCCUUCGGCUAGCAUUGCAGCGAAUCGUGAGCUUGUACGAGCGUGCAUUAGCCGUCUUUCCCUCAUCAUACAAGCUAUGGCAUCGAUAUUUAAGUGCGCGUGCGCGAUUCGUUCUAGGUGACCCAAUCGAUGGUGCUGAAGGCCGGCGCCAUCGGCUCUUGCAGUCUGCACAACACGCCUUAGAAAUGGGUCCGUCUAUGCUGGAACUACGACGGAGUGAAGAGGCUCAAGAGAAGUGGGAAUUUUCCCUGGAUGGUACAUUGGGUUGGAAAGAAUGGCGCAGCCUAGCGGCAGCGUACGAGCGCGCUCUGCAGCAACUCCCAACAAUGCCUCGACUUUGGCUGGAUUAUCUCACACUGUUUGUACACCCUGCUUGUCCUCCCACAUUUUCAAAAACACAUGCCCGGCGAACUUUUGAUCGCGCAUUACGCACACUGCCUCCCUCUCUGCAUCUUCACAUUUGGCGGUGGUACUUGCGGUGGGCAGAGAUCUGUGGCAGCGAGGUGGCACAACGCGUUUGGUGUCGCUACUUACGAAUUGAUUCGAGCCUCUCUGAGCCAUACGUCGCGAUGCUUCUUGAGAUGCCCGAGCAUUUGCGCAUAGCGGACGGCCACGCUAAUAAUAUAGAUGGGUCUAUUGCGAGACAUGAUGAAGACGAAAAAGACGACGAUGAUGACGACUCACUCACGCCUGUGCAAGAGCGCCGGGUUCUUGAAGCUGCCAAGCGGAUGCUUGGUUUAGCAAGAAGUGCAUGGACUGGUGAGUAUACGAGUCCGAAUGGCAAAAGUCCCUAUCAGUUGUUGCUGGAUUGGCUCGAGUUGGCCGAACGGUUUCCUGAAUCCAUCGGCUUGCCUCCUGACGAAGAAACACAAUUGCCAAUGCGCCAUCCGGACGACAAAUUGCCGGAUUCCGAAACAAAUGUCUUGGACCGCACGCUUCUCCCUGUACGCCAGAUUGUGGAACGCGAUGGACUCGCGCGGUUUCCUGACCAAGCAGGGCGCCUAUGGACAGGCCUCGCCACAUACUAUAUCAAGCGCGGUGACUUUGACACUGCCUGGGACACCUUUGAGCAAGGCAUGAAAACAGUUCUGACAGUUCGAGACUUUACGCAGAUCUUUGAUGCAUAUGCUGAAACCAGCGAGAACGUAAUCAGUCUUAUGAUGGAAGAACUCGAAGAUGAUGAAGAUGAUGAAGCUAAUGACAACACCGACACUAAGGACCGAGCACAGCAGGAAGCCGAGAUUGAUCGGCGCAUGCAAGAUUUUGAAGCGCUCAUGGAACGCCGGCCGUUCCUUGUGAAUGAUGUGCUUUUGCGUCGGAACCAAGAUGACGUGCAAGAAUGGGAAAAGCGUGUGACUCUGUGGGGCGACAAUGAUGAGAUGGUGAUCGCUACCUACAAAAAUGCGCUCGAAACUAUCAACCCCCGUAAAGCCACGGCUAAUUUGCAUCAGUUUUACAUUCAUUUUGCUCAGUUUUACGAGGAUGGUGGCAGCUUGGGUAGGACAGAUCCUAGUGCCGUGGAGCGUGAUGUGGCCGCUGCUCGACAGAUUUUUGAACGUGCCGUGAAAGUACCGUUCAAACGAGUGGAUGAUCUUGCAGAAGUAUGGUGUAGCUGGGCCGAAAUGGAAGUACGGAAUGGCCAUUAUGACGAAGCUCUCCGGGUUAUGUCACGAGCCACAAGCCCUCCAUCCAGUCACACGAAAAUACAGCAGAUCUCUUAUUAUGAUGAUUCACUAGCUCCACAGUCCCGUUUGUUCAAGAGCCUAAAGUUGUGGGCGUUCUACACGGAUCUUGAGGAAGCUCUGGGCACGCUUGAGAGCGCGAAACAUGCGUUUGAUCGUAUUCUUGAGCUAAAAAUUGCGAAUGCGCAAACGAUGAUCAACUUCGCCAUGUUCCUGGAAGAACAAGAAUACUAUGAGGAUGCAUUCAAGGUAUAUGAACGAGGUGUCGAACUGUUUACAUACCCUGUGGCAUUCGAACUGUGGAAUGUGUACUUGAGCAAAUUCGUCCAUCGGUAUGGCGGCAAUAAACUAGAGCGAGCUCGCGACCUGUUCGAACAGGCGUUAGACAAGUGUCCAGCAAAUCUGUGCAAACCGUUAUUCCUGAAAUAUGGAGAGUUGGAAGAAAGAUAUGGCCUUGUGCGCAAAGCUAUGAGUAUUUAUGAACGCGCAACAAGAGCUGUAGUGGAUGAAGACCGCUAUGAAAUGUACUUGUACUAUAUUGCAAAGGCAGCAGCGAACUACGGACUUGUCGCGACUCGACCAAUUUACGAAGCCGCCAUUGAAGUGCUACCUGACCGUGAUGCUGCAUCCAUGUGCUUGCGCUUCGCAACGCUGGAACAAAAGCUUGGCGAGACCGAGCGCGCUCGUGCUAUCUAUGGCCACGCAUCUCAGUUCUGCAAUCCGAAGACGCAGCCUGAGUUUUGGAAAGUCUGGAAUGCAUUUGAAAUUGAACACGGUACCGAAGACACCUUCCGUGAUAUGCUCCGUAUUAAGCGGUCUGUCCAAGCUCAGUACAACACAGACAUGGCUAAUAUGGCUACAACGGUGCUAGGAUCGGCGAACAGAGCCCCUUCCACUGCCGCACCUUCCGUUUCUGAUCCUAUGGCAAUGAUUGAGGCCCAGCAAACGGCUAAAUCUGCCCGGACAGGCGUGCCAUCGUUUGUGGCUGCAUCUGCAACGUCGCGUCCAGCCACCGUUGCGUCGAGUCAUCCGGAAAAACUUGGCACUGACAACGACAUUGACGAUGACGAUGACCUGUUAUAG